GAAACUGCCUGUUCCCUCGGCUACUUUGAAACCCUUUGAAACCCCUGCGUGAGCUUUGCAUUGAUAUUAUAUUUUACACCCUCGGUGCCCCAGGUGGAAAAAGCUCACGGGAGUAGUCCAGAUGGACGCAAUUCUGAACUGCAGAGCAGAUGACUUGGAAGAUUACUACAGCUUGCUGGGUUGUGAUGAACUAUCUACGGUUGAACAAAUUAUUGCAGAAUUUAAGAUUAAAGCCCUUGAGUGUCAUCCUGACAAACAUCCUGGAAACCCCAAGGCAGUGGAGAAUUUCCAGAAGCUGCAGCAAGCUAAGGAGAUUCUUACUAACGAAGAGAGUCGAGCACGUUACGAUUACUGGCGACGAAGUAAAAUUACUAUUCCAUUCCAGCAAUGGGAGGCCCUGAGCAACUCUGUGAAAACGUCAAUGCACUGGGCUGUCCAAAGUAAGAAGGACCAAAUGCUGGAAGCUCCUGACUUGAGUAACAGCAACAACAUAACUAAUGAGAUUUGGACCCAACAGACUGAAAACAAUGAAGACGGGUUACCAGAUGGGAACCGCGAGCAAGAUGAUGUUGCUAUUCGUGAUGUGGAACCACAGUCUUCAAAGAAUCCAGACUCCCCAAGAUUUUCAGAGGCAAAUUACUGGCACUUGCGUUUCCGCUGGUCAGGGGAUGCUCCAUCAGAGCUUCUGAGGAAAUUUAGAAACUAUGAGAUCUAAAAUGCAAAAUACACAAGAGCAUGAGAUCAUCUGCUCAACAACUCAGUAUUUUUUUGUCAGUAGUUAUAAGUUAGUUGUAUUUUCUAUUCAUUCAUCGUGAUGUGAACGUUGUUAGAAUAAAU
Messenger RNA from Pterocles gutturalis (yellow-throated sandgrouse), 837 nucleotides. It is a transcript of the gene DNAJC12, whose product is annotated as DnaJ (Hsp40) homolog, subfamily C, member 12. Lineage: Eukaryota; Metazoa; Chordata; Aves; Pterocliformes; Pteroclidae. The coding region runs from base 122 to 715 and encodes 197 amino acids. The transcript has 5 exons. The record is from RefSeq and is a predicted model, not a curated record. Gene Ontology annotation, cellular component: cytoplasm.